AUGCUGAAUAUUUCGGUAUCUACUAUUUCUUCUAAAUGCCGUUUCGUUAAGAAGUUGGAAAAUGCGAUUUUUAUUUGCAACUUGUGGUGCGUUUUUGAAUUCAAGUUUUACGCCAACACCGAGGAAAAAGAAUUAAGGCAGAACGAUACUGUGACGUAUUCCGACUUAGUUCAAUCAUUCAGUUUGAGUGAUGGUCACAGAAAUGUUUUAGGUUUGCGCACGGAUUUCCACGUAGUCAGAGAUGGUUCAAAGCUGCGGUACAUUGAUGAAGCUGUUCUCAAUGAGUAUCUACUGAAGCUCCCCAAAAAUAAACUCAGUGUAUUUGAUCCUGUCCACGCACAUGAAGAUGUUAAACCUGGUUUAUUUGAAGGUGGUUUCACUCUAUGGGAUGGCAGCAAGGAUCUUGUCGAUUACAUAUCAAAACAUUUCUCGGAAAAGAUAUGCGGGAAAAACGUCUUGGAAUUAGGUUGUGGGUGUGGUCUACCAGGUAUAUUCGCUAUCAAGGCUGGCGCUUGCUUAGUUAGGUUUCAAGAUUAUAAUUCUGAAGUUUUGAAAUUCUGGACUAUCCCCAACGUCAUCAUUAAUUCAGAAUGUGAAGGCAACGCUGACAGCCACAAUGGACAGACACAGUUGGAGUUCUUCAGUGGGGAUUGGUUUCAGCUUUCCAAACUUUGGCAGUUAGGUGCUAACGUGAAGUUUGACUAUAUAUUUACCAGUGAAACAAUUUACCGCACAGACCUUUACGAAAGACUGCAUAACAUAAUCGAAACUAGUCUGUGUCAAUCUGGCAUCGUUUUGUUAGCUUGCAAAGCCGCUUAUGGACCUGGAGGUAACAUUUUUGACUGGCUAACUUAUGUCCAGAGUCUAGGUGUGUUUCAAACGACCAUCAUUAAAUUAACAACCUCUGGAGUAAUACGUUACAUCGUGAAAAUGAUCAGAGCCUAG
This is a messenger RNA of Schistosoma turkestanicum, 945 nucleotides long. NCBI's taxonomy places the organism in Eukaryota, Metazoa, Platyhelminthes, Trematoda, Strigeidida, Schistosomatidae. The record is from the annotation of a GenBank genome assembly.